Molecule: messenger RNA, 589 nt
Organism: Stylophora pistillata
Lineage: Eukaryota; Metazoa; Cnidaria; Anthozoa; Scleractinia; Pocilloporidae
Product: ankyrin repeat domain-containing protein 16-like
Biological process (GO): positive regulation of transcription by RNA polymerase II
Cellular component (GO): nucleus
Molecular function (GO): protein binding; transcription cis-regulatory region binding
Source: RefSeq, a predicted model, not a curated record
AUGGAGAUAAGGAAUGAUCGUCUGAUGAGGGAAGAAACACGGGUUUUAGAGGGAAGGGGAUUUUCUGUUGAUUCCAGAGACGAAACAGGGAGAACACCCCUAAUGAAUGCUGCUUUGAAUAGCAACGUCCAAGCGAUGAAGAGUCUGAUUAAGAGAGGAGCAGAUCCGUCCCUGAUGAGCUACGACGGAUGGAAUUCGUUACAUUUUGCCGCAAAAAAUGGAGACCCUGAUAUCAUUGAUCUUAUCCUCACUCACGUACCGGACAUUGAGUCAAAAACCGCUGACGGUACUACUCCUCUAAUCAUUGCUGUUCGUUUUGGCAAGCUGCAAGGUGUAAAGUAUCUCCUUGAGAGGGGAGCCAAUCCUUUAACUAAGGAUAAUUCCGGUCGGGAUUUUUUAUCUCAUGCCUCAUCACGUGGCUCAGAAGUUCUUGACUUACUGCUGAGUCACGUAGAUAACGGAUUUUCUGUUGCCUCCAAAGACGCAAUGGGCUGAACGCCCCUAAUGAUUGCUGUUGGGAAUGGCAACGUUCAAGCGGUGAAGGGUCUGAUUAAAAGAGGAGCAGAUCCGUCCCUGAUGGACAACCAUG